CAAGCGCUCCCUCUGCUGGACAACAUCUCAGGCUCAAAUUGAGUUUCAGGACCUGCACUGUCAACUUCCUCCCAGCCCUGGGUGUAGGGAAGCGGGUUGAUGCCCCUUUAAGAGGCGGUAGCUGGCUCCCGGUUGCCAUGGAGACUGCCGACCACAGACUGGGUCGCUGCUGACAGCAUGUCCUCCAAAGCUCUCCUCACAGGUGGCGUCAGAACCAAGGAGUACAGGCUUGCCGGCCAGGAGGGGCCGCCCCUGCCACAGGCCAAUGCCGAGGCCAUCAACUUCCUCAACUCUCUCGGGCUGGAGGAGCUGCAGCUGCUGCUCUUCUCGGAGACUCUGGCCAUGGUCUCGGACACGGGGGAGCCGCAGGGAGAGCUGACCAUUGAGGUGCAGAGAGGGAGGUACAAAGACCAGCAGGGGAUCCUGUCCAACUGCAUCCUGGUGCACGCCUCCAGCCACGGCUUCCUGGACAAGAUGCUCUGCGGAAACUCCCUCCUGGCAAGCCCUCGGCUUCCAGACGAUCCAGGUGGGCCGGCAGCAGGCCCCCGCGUUCAUCGUGGAGCAAACGGUGCACUCGGAAGAGGGCAUCCCCAUGUCCUGGCAGUUCUACAUGUUCUCCGAUGGGCAUUUGGCCAAGAGAGUCCAGAUCGGCUCCGCCGGCUGCUGCAUCAUCACCAAGAUGCCCAUCUUGAGGGAGGAGGACGAAAUCGAGCCUCCGCCCGUGUUCGAAAAGAAGCCCCUGGUGUGGGAGGACGACUUGCAGCUCCACUCCAAGUUCCUGCACCGCAAGGAGGAGCUGCGGACCAGCCACAGCGCCUACCUGCGGCAGCACCCCGACGCCCGGGCGCUGCUCUCCGACUUCCUGCUCUUCCUGCUGCUGCGCCAGCCCCGCGACGUGGUCACCUUCGCCGCCGAGUUCUUCGGCCCCUUCGACCCGCACCGCCCGCCCGGGCCCGCCUUCCGCUCCUCGCACCGGCCCAGCCCCUUCCGCUCGCUGGACCCCGAGCCCGGCGCCGGCGGCGCGGGGGCGGACUAGGCGGGGGCGGCUCUUGUCUUGGGCUAACAAUAGGAACAGCCUUUCUUUCCAGACGCUUGUGUCAUCAUUAUCCCCAUUUUAUAGAUAGGAAAAUAGAGUCCCAGAAAGGUAUAGAGACACAGUCGGCAGCUAGCGAAGCCGGCGGCCAUGCCGAGGUGUCCUCACUCCCAGCUCCCCAAAAAAGAACCCAUGACGGGAUGGGGGCUGUGGGAGAGGGGACGUGGACCACCAUGGGCCUUGCCCUUCACCUCGGGUGUCUCCCAAGUCUCCAACUCUCAUGCUCUGUCUCUCCCACAAACAGGAACCCCCCCCCCCAAACAUUGCGGACCUCCAGGGGCUCCUGGUUCGAGUCGAUCCGUUCAGGACAGCGGCUGUUUCCACCGGGCUGGAUGCGGGCUCAGUCCCAAAGAGUAGAGGGCGCCCUCCUCCUCCCCCAUCCCUCCACCGGGACCCGGGAGGAGCCGUGCGCGCGUGCGCGAAGGGACCCAGGCGCGGAUGCCCGCAAGGGUGAUGCAGAGCAAGUUUUAAAUUUUUCCUGUUGUCCCCUCCCUAUUUCAAAGAGAAGCGCGUAUUAGAGAAAACUCAGAAAAGCGAGGUAAAGCAAGAGAAGGAAGCGAAGUCUGUCGGUCUCCCUGCCUGGAGGCAGCCAGCGUUAGCGCUGGGGCCACCUCCCUGGGCCACCCCGCCCUGAGCCAGGAAGCGGUGGGGUGGUCCAGCGGGUGCUUUGUCAAACGCUUCUCUGUGGAUCGCCUUGGUCUUUACAGCUCCAGGAAGCCUUAGUUCUUAGCAGAAAUGAAAGGCUCGCUGCUCCUCCGUGGCUGCUGAUUGCAUUCUCUGUUACAUUCUGGAAAGUUUCCAGACCCUAGACCCUAGGUUCCCUAGAGUUCACCCCAGUUCUCUGUAUUUAGUAACUUCUUCUACGGGUAACUGGCUGUGUUUAUCUAACAAUAUGUUUUAAAAAUAUUUCCAUAUCAUUACACAGUCUUCCAUUUUUCAUGACUGUACAUUAACUUAACCAAUCUCCCUUGUUAGGAGCAAUGGAUACAUUGAACAUCCUUGUGGCUGAAUCUUGGCAUCUAUCAACCACUAUUUCAUCAGGGAUUCAUUCUGACAAGGGGGAUUGUUAAAUUGAUUUAAAGACUUUUGUGUGGCCGGCGCCAUGGCUCACUAGGCUAAUCCUCUGCCUUGUGGCGCCAGCACACCGGGUUCUAGUCCCGUUCGGGGCGCCGGAUUCUAUCCCGGUUGCUCCUCUUCCAGUCUAGCUCUCUGCUGUGGCCCAGGAGUGCAGUGGAGGAUGGCCCAAGUCCUUGGGCCCUGCACAUGCAUGGGAGACCAGGAGAAGCGCCUGGCUCCUGGUUUCGGAUCAGCGCUGUGCGCUGGCCACAGUGCGCUGCUGGAGCAGCCAUUGGGGGUGAACCAACAGAAAAAGGAAGACCUUUCUCUCUGACUCUUUCUCUCUCUCACUGUCCACUCUGCCUUUGGGAAAAAAAAAAAAAAAAAGACUUUUGUGUUAUGUUACCAGAUUGCCAAAUUCAAUGUGGAUAAGAUUUUUACUAAGGGUCAGAUAAAGAAUUCCUGGCAGAGGCAAUGUCGCAAGCAAGGAAAGAAGUGGAGGCUGUGACCCAGGCUCAUGGUCUGGAGCAGCAGUGUCCAGCUGCGGUGAUGGAAAUUUGACAUCUGUGAUGUCCAGUAUGGUAGGCACCCACAUGUGUGGGCACUGAGCACCUAAGGUGUGGUAAGAGGCCAGUGCUGUGGUGUAGCGGGUAAAGCCACCGCCUGCAGUGCUGGCAUUCGAUAUGGGAGCGUUCUAGUCCCGGCUGCUCCACUUCCGAUCCAGCUCCCUGCUAAUGCUCCUGGGAAAGCAGUAGAAGACGGCCUAUGUGCUUGAGCCCCUGUACCCGUGUGGAAGACCCAGAAGAAACUCCUGACUCCUGGCUUCAGAUCAGCCCAGCUCUGGCCAUUGCAGCCACUUAGGGAGUGAACCAGCAGAUGGAAGACCUCUCUCUCUGCCUCUCUGUAGCUCUGCCUUUCAAAUAAAUAAAUAAAUCUUAAAAAAAAAAAAAAAAA
Messenger RNA from Oryctolagus cuniculus (rabbit), 3103 nucleotides. NCBI's taxonomy places the organism in Eukaryota, Metazoa, Chordata, Mammalia, Lagomorpha, Leporidae. The record is from RefSeq and is a predicted model, not a curated record.